UCUGCAGUACAAGGGAAACCACACAGACAACAAUCAGCGAUGCAGACCAUCCAGACCAUCGAGACCCAGCUUCCGAUGCUGCGGGAGAGCUUCCACACCACUCCCUUCAGGCAGAGCGCAAGGAGGAAGAGCAGCUUAACUAAUCUGAUUCGAAGACAACUGCAGCAACAGCAACAACUCGCAUCAACACAGCAGGGCCAUCAGCCGCCGACUUUGGAGGAGGGGGGGCGUGCCCGCACGGAGCAUGCUCGGAUCCGCCGCUCAGCCAGCAGUCCGUCAUGCGAGUCGACAGUGCUGGGAGCAGAUGGGCAGGAGAGGGAGUGGGCGAGAGAGGCAAGGGAGCAACGUGGGGAGGAGAGAGCAGGGGAGGAGAGGGCGCAUGCCAGCCUGCUCUCCCUCACUGCAGCGUCACAGGCACAGGCACAGGCAGCGGUGGUAGAGGCAACGUCACAGCAGCUCCAGUCAUCACCGGAGAGAGGCAGCGCGAGUGUAGUGAGUGUGAGAGUGAGCGAGGGGAGAGCUAGAGGAGGAGGAGGAGGAGGAGGAAGAGGAGGAUUAGAGUCUGCCAGCAGUAGCAGCAGCAGCAGCACAGCAGAACAGAUUCCACUCCACCUCCCGCCCCUGCUACAACACGAGCGCGGGCAGCAUCCUCAGCCAGCGCUUAAGCCACAGCUUCACCCUCUGCCCCAGGAUGGCCUUGCUGUCAACACACAGGGUGCCCAGCUGCUGAGGACCGCCACUGCCACCACCGCCACCAUGGGGAACCAGGAGGCCAAGCAAAGGAAGGCAGCCGCCGCGGCCGCCGCUGCAGCGGGGACAGAGGGGACAGGCAAUGGGUGCAAGAGCGAGCAUGGGGACCAUGAGAGCUCCAAGAAGGGAGCAAAGAAGCCACAGAGCAAAUCCAACAGAGCGGGCGAUUCUGCAAAGAAGAAAGCCAAAGCGGACUCUGCUGCUUCCACCACCACCACCACCAAGGCCUCGGUCUUCUCCAACUUCAAGAAAGGCCUGUCUCGGGCCAAAGGGGCAUCCCGCGAGAGCAUUCUGGAUAGCGGUGGUGGAGCCAGCCAAGCCGGCUCAGGGAUUAGAGCCGCCGAUGUCAGCAUGUCGUCAGGCGACGAACUGGACGGCAUAAGCGACAGCGACCCCGAGCACAGACCCCCGGCGACGGCGCUGCGGGCCAGCAGGCAGUCGAGCCCGGAGGAGGGCAAGAGCGCGGGCUCGGACAGCUACAGCUACCACUCGGCCACAGACCACCAGGACCUCCUGGCGGACAUCCAGCUGGCCAUGCGCAUGCAGCAUGGCACUGGGGGCGGCGGCAUCAUCACAGACGACCUGCUCAAGGAGGCAACAGGUGAGGAGUGCAGUGGCGGUGUAAGCCUGCCUCGUGAUCCCACCAUCCCCGACGCCCUGUGCGACCUGCCCCUCGAUCCGGAGACCGGCGCCGGCGAGGCCUUGGCCGAGGAUGAGGAUGGGGCCGUGUUGGAGGAGACUAUGCGCAAUGACACCGAAAUAGAACAGAGUGAAAAGAAGAAGACCAGAGCUCGGGUGUCGGAUGGCUCCAGCGAACUGAGGGCUGAGAGCUGCCCGAUGUCUUUGCAUGAGGUUCCGCAGCUCACCAUCACCAAGACGCCCAGCAUGCAGAGCUUCCAGGACACCAACACGACCACAAACACGUCCUACGAGAGCGCGGACGAGCAGCAGCCCGACGAUGGGGGAGCGGGGAGCUCGGACCUCGGGUCGCCCCUCGAAGAGGGCCUGGAUGGCCAGCGCGACCUCCACAAGGUCUCCCUACCCUCCGGGCUGGAGGCCGUUCCGGAGGUGCCUGGCACUUGGGUGAAGAGGCCUAGGUCAAGGGGAGCUGGGACGGGCAGCCCACUGAGGUCACAUAAGAGCGUGAGCAGUGUGGAUCUAAACAUGGCGAGGGAUGAACCUGACGACGGGAGCGGCGCAAGAGCUGAACAGCUGGGGUUCCUCUCCUCACAACGCCGGACCAGCAGCAGUAUCGCCUUCACCCAGUGGGGCUCACAGGAGAGCUCAGAGCAGGAGGGGUCUCAAACCUGCCGAUCACCUCCCAGCCCCGGGGUGGCCAAGCUUCACCCCACCAUCCACCCGCUGUAUGUGAAGACCACCACCAGGCAGCUGACCUCCCCUGGCCACUCUCCGGUGGGCUCCCCGGCCCAGAGUCCCCAGCCCCUGCGCCGGCAGAACUUGGGGGGAGGAGGCUUGGUGGGGCCCGGGAGCUCUAGGGUGCCGGACAGGCGUCGGGCCCAAAGACAGAGGUCCAGUAGCAUUGCCGGGCCCAUCAACUACCCCCCGGACUGGCCUGGGUUUCUUGCAGGCCUGCGGAGCGGGUCGGAGGAUAGCCCUGAACCGCCACAGGAGAAGCCCCCCGGAAGGAGGCUCGGCGCCAGGCGCACAUCCUCGUGUCUACAGACGUAUGGCGGAGGAGGGGGCUUUUCACUGGAUGUUUUCUCAGGGCGUACUCUGCUGUCGCGUUGCUUGGCAGGGGGUGAGGUUCCCCCAGAGGAGGUGGAGACGCUCUGCUCGCGCUUCCUGGCCUUGGGGAUCCUGCAGCCCUUCAGCCACUGCUUCAGGGAACAGCUCCAGGCAGGCGAGGUGCCGGAUAUGCUCACGUUCAACGAGGAGCAGCUGUACACCUGGACUCCAAUCAGCCCCCACCUUCAGCAGUGGGAGGAACCGACGCGGCCAACGCUGGCCAAAAGGCACACGCAGCGCCCCCAUGGGGCCAGAACGGAGCAGCAGGAUGAAGGGGCUCCUUCAUCGGAAGCUUCCGGAAGUCUGGGAGCUGGCGGAGACUCCUCCGUGACCCAGCAGCUGGAGAGGACCAUACAGGAGCUGCGCGAUAAGAUAGCGGAGUUGGAGCGUCAACAGGUGUCGCUGGAGAAGGGGAUUUGUGUCAGGGAGCUAGAGGAGGAAGAGCGAGAGGAGGAGGAGGAGAGAGAAGUGAGAAAAGGAGGAGGAGGAGGAGGAGAAGGAGAGGAUGUUCCAGACAAGCAGCUGUCGGGUGGCAGCUGCAGCCCGCAGCAGACUACCUGUAGGUCCAGCCAGACGUCCCCUACUGUGGAGGUGACAACGGCGGCCACGUCCCCCCUGUUCCCAGUGCCUUCUUCGUCAGUCAGGGGUGACUCCCAAGCACCCAGGUUCACCUGCAGGUGUCACCUGACUAUACAGCCAGCUCCCUCCCCUUCAUCAUCGUCAUCGUCAUCGUCAUCGCUAUCGGGACUCCACUCUGGUCCUCCUGGACCCCCACCUCCUCCUCCUCCUCCACCUCCUCCUCUCCCUGGACAAACUUCAUGUCCUCCUCCUCCCCCACCUCCUCCUCCUCCUCCUCCUCCAGGAGCUGGUCUCCCUGGUCUCCCCCCACCGCCACCGCCGCCUCCCCUGCCUGGCAUGGCAGGACCACCACCCCCUCCACCCCUCCCUGGUAUGGCUGGGCCUCCACCACCCCCUCCCUUACCUGGCAUGGCAGGACCUCCUCCCCCACCUCCCCUCCCUGGUAUGGGUGGACCUCCUCCCCCACCUCCCCUCCCUGGUAUGGGUGGACCACCACCCCCACCUCCUCCCCCGGGCAUGGCUGGCUGCAUGCCCCCUCCGCCCUUACCCCCGGGGGGUUUCUCCAUGAUGAUGAUGAUGGCUCCUGGAGUGGUCCAGGAGGCGGCGCCACUGAAGCGGGCCAUUGAGCCGCCCCGGCCCAUGAAGCCGCUCUACUGGACCAGGAUCCAGCUCCACGCCAAAAAGGAAACUAGUGGAGCGCUUGUGUGGGAGAAAAUCGAAGAACCAUCUGUAAACUUUGAGGAGUUUGUUGAACUUUUUGCGAAAAGUGCCGUCAAAGAGAAAAAGAAGCCCAUAUCCGACACCAUCACCAAGUCCAAGGCCAAGCAGGUUGUUAAAAUCUUAAGCAACAAGCGUUCCCAAGCAGUUGGCAUCCUGAUGUCCAGUUUGCAUUUGGAUAUGAAGGACAUCCAAAAUGCAAUCCUGAACAUGGAUAACACAGUGGUGGACCUAGAGACUCUGCAAGCACUUUAUGAGAACCGAGCGCAGCAGGACGAGAUGGAGAAGAUAGAGAAGCACGUCAGCUCGGUGAAAGAUAAGGAGGAUCCCAAACCACUGGACAAACCUGAGCAGUUUCUGUUCCAGCUCUCCCAAGUCCCCAAUUUCUCAGGGCGGGUGGUGUGCAUCCUUUUCCAGUCCACGUUUACGGAGUGCAUGGGCUCUGUGCACAGGAAGGUGGAGAUCCUACAGAGAGUCUGCAAAACUCUCCAGAGUGGGGAAAGUGUGAUUCAGGUGCUGGGGCUUAUCUUGGCCUUUGGUAAUUUCAUGAAUGGGGGGAACCGCACUCGAGGGCAGGCGGACGGCUUUGCCCUGGACAUCCUGCCCAAGCUGAAGGACGUCAAGAGCAGUGACAACACCCAGAGCCUCCUGUCCUACAUUGUUGCUUACUAUCUCAGACACUUUGAUGAGGACGCUGGCAAAGAGACGUGUGUCUACCCACUUCCAGAGCCACAGGAGCUUUUCCAGGCCUCUCAGAUGAAGUUUGAGGACUUCGAGAAAGACUUGCGCAAGUUAAAAAAGGACCUAAGAGUGUGUGAAUCUGAGAGGGAUAAAGUAUGCAAGGUGUCCUCUGAAGAACACCUGCAACCUUUUAAGGACAAGAUGGAGGUCUUUUUGACUCGGGCGAAGGAGGAGCUGGAGGCUCAGGAGACGCAGCUUGCAGUGACACAUAAAGUUUUCCUGGAGUUGAGUGUGUUUUUCUCCGUCAAGCCUAAGGCCGGAGAGAAGGAAGUCUCCCCCAAAACACUCUUCUCCGUCUGGCACGAGUUCUCCAGCGACUUCAAGGAGCUGUGGAAACGGGAGAACAAGCUUCUCCUGACGGAGAGAUUGAAAGCGGCAGAGGAGUCUUUCAAGCAAGCUCGGGAGAAGGCCUCCUACAGUGUGAAACCCAAACAUGCCUCUGGAAUCAAAGCCAAACUCACACCGAAGAUUUAAGAAACUGCCAACAAGGACAUCUGUGUGUGUUUGUGUGUGUGUGUUUUUUUUAAGACAAAAUAUGAUGUGGUGUUAAGAGAUAUUUUCCCGCCUUGGACAAUGUGCAAAGGCAAAAAAGAAAAAAAGAAAAACAGCCAAAAAGCUUGGAAGUGUAGCCAUUACCCCUCCUCUCCAUGAUAAGCCAGCACUUUGUUUUCCCUCCCUGUUCAACGUCUCCUGCUGUAAUCAAAGAGCAUUUUUCCUCAGACCGUUGCUGAGAUUUACGCUCCUGAGUCGCCACAGUUUAAACACUGUUGCACAGACGGUGUAGUCGUGCUUACAUUCAUUCAUCAGUGGCCCUCUGCGAGUCCUUUCAAGGUAAGACAAUCCUUCCCGGGCCACAAAUUAUAAUCUCGCCAACAGGGAUUUCUCUUCCUCUCCAAAGCCUUGGCAGGAGCAGGGGGGUGGGGGGCGGGGAGGUGGGGGACUGAGUUUUAAAGGACAAAUAAGCAAACAGGUGCAAAGCAUUCAUGGCAAAGGCAAUCAUUGUUAGCAGAGGAACUGGAAGUGCCUUAUAAUUUGAAGCACACUCUUGUUCAUCAGUGUUAUUAUCAUUGACGGUUGGCGAGGAAGACGAGGGCUCUCUGAAUCAAAUCGGAGAUGAAGGGACCAUAUCAUGUUGGCCUGACUCUGCACCUCUACACUUAUGGAAAGCCUCGGAGGUGUUGAAUAGUUCAUAUUGCCAAAGUGCUUCCCUGUGUGUGAGUAUGGUAUGUAUGUGUGCGUGCGCGUGUGCGUGCGAGCACGUGUGUGUUGCCUGUGUGUGUUUGCCCAUGUGCGUGCUUGUGUGCGUGCAUGUGUGCGUGUGUGAUUUCAAGGAAGAGAGGCAGGCAGGUGAGGGAGGAAAGGAAUUGAGGUGGAAAUAGGGGCUGUUAUGCUAUGUGAAAGAUCUUUUGUUUGUAAGAAUUCAUUAAUGUGUUCUGGGGGAACCUAAGCGUGGAAAUGCUUUGAUGAGAUUAUUUUAAAUUCAGUAAUGCACAGUAUUGUUUUUUUCCCGUAAAUAUUCAAGGACCACUGCACAAUUUUCAACAUUUAGCCCCGUUUCUGAGUUGUCUUUAAUAAAGUAGUGGUCCUCACCAAUUUUAAAAAAUAUAUAUUUUCUGCUGUCUCCGUUAUUUGACUAAUUUGGAUGGUUGGAUGGAGGUUUUAAGAACAGAUUUGGACAUGCCAAUAGACGGCCAUUAUAAAGCCUGUUGAGACAAAAUCCAAACUAGGCAAAUAACAGAGACGGCAGCAAACAUGAAAACACUGGUGAGGACCACUCUACUUAAUUGAAGACAAAUCAGAAAAGGAGCUGAAUGUUGAAAAAAGUGCACUUGCCCUUAAAGCACAAACACAGCACUGUUUUAAAAGAUUUUUUCUCAUAGUUUUACCUGUUUGUUGUACAGUAUAUUUGCCCUCUGUCAAUUCAGUGAACCCAAUUGUGCACUAAUGUUUGAAUUAUAACAGUUUAUUUUGAAUAAAUUUGUCAUAA
This is a messenger RNA of Engraulis encrasicolus (European anchovy), 6520 nucleotides long. RefSeq names its product formin 2a (gene fmn2a). Gene Ontology annotation, cellular component: endoplasmic reticulum membrane; nucleus; cytoplasm. The record is from RefSeq and is a predicted model, not a curated record. NCBI's taxonomy places the organism in Eukaryota, Metazoa, Chordata, Actinopteri, Clupeiformes, Engraulidae. The coding region runs from base 40 to 5007 and encodes 1655 amino acids. The transcript has 18 exons. Gene Ontology annotation, biological process: intracellular transport.